This is a messenger RNA of Trichoplusia ni (cabbage looper), 1130 nucleotides long. RefSeq names its product zinc finger CCHC domain-containing protein 10-like. Gene Ontology annotation, molecular function: zinc ion binding; nucleic acid binding. The transcript has 3 exons. The coding region runs from base 196 to 597 and encodes 133 amino acids. The record is from RefSeq and is a predicted model, not a curated record. NCBI's taxonomy places the organism in Eukaryota, Metazoa, Arthropoda, Insecta, Lepidoptera, Noctuidae.
UUUACCCUGUGCAAUUUUUGACAACGACAAGUUGACAAAUCUUUUAUUUUCCAUGCUUCCUUUUUCUGUAAUUUUCUAAUUAUUCAUUUGUAUUUUGGAAGCGCUUGGACGCGAUAGUAACGUAAAGGAUUUGUGGACAAGUGAUUUUCACCUACCUGCAAAUAAUUUUCAAGCCGUUGAUUCUAAAACCUCAUCAUGACUUUGGGAACUUAUAAUAGACAUCAAGCUCAGAAGAAAAAGCAAGCAGCUUUGGCGGCGGCGUUUCCCCAGGGGAUUCGUUGUCAGAAGUGCUUGGAAUAUGGGCACUGGAGUUACGAGUGUACAGGCAAACGCAAGGUUUUGGUGCGUCCUUCUCGUACGCAAGUGCUGAAGAAAAACCUGAAGUCGCGGGAAGAGGGCUCCUGCAGCAAUGGCAGUUGCAAGAUACCCAACAAAAAGAAACGCUCAGACUGCGCAGACUGCUCUGACGACAGCUCUUCAGGCAGUUCCUCAGAAUCCGACUCUGGCAGCUCGGAUGACUCUGACAGUGGCAGCAGCAGUGACUCGGAAAGCGAUUCGGGUAGCAGCAGUGGGUCAGAAUCUGGCUCAGACUAUUAAGGACUUAAUGUGUAUCUACUUAACGCUGGUAUUAGGAAAUAUUUCUUAAGAUUUUUAGUCUAAUUUUGGGCUGUGUCUGUACAAAGUUACUUAUAUGUGCUUAUGUGUUAAAAUUGAGUUUUAAGAGCCCAGUAUUUUCAGUUAAGAGAUGCUUAGAAAGGCCUCCCAUGACAAUUUAAUUGACCUGAAGGCUUGCUAGAUAAAGGUCAGAGCUGUUAUAUUUUUGUGAGGGGUACCUGCAAAUAUUGUCACAAAUGCAUGUAAAGCCAACACCAAGUGUUCAUUAUAUAAUUUAUCUAAAUCUAAAGACCUAUCUUUAGUUGAUUUGAAAAAAUAACUUCAUCUUCACAUUUUUUUUAGAUUCUACAUUGAAAUAUGUAUGUUUUUUCUAAUGCCAGCUAUAAGUACCCCAGUUUAAUAGUUACGAUUUGAAAGUAGUAUACUAUCACCAGAUUGUGUCAUAAUGCUGGACAUUGAAUAUGAAAUUAGUUUAAAAUGACACUAUUUUUAAGAUAUUUUUAACCUGCAGACAA